AUGGAAUUCUCUGGCUUUUUUGUCCUGCUUUUUCAUGUUUCUUUAUGCCUUUCUGUGCUUUCAGUUCAAUGUAGGCUCUAUGACUACUCGAUAUAUAUGCAUCAUCGUGAAUUAUCUCAAAUUUCGAUACCACCUUCUCCUGCACCUCAACCAGCUACUUUUUCCGAGCCUGCAGCAGUUUUUAGUGUAUUAUCUUAUGGUGCUGUGGGAGAUGGUUUUACUGAUGAUACACAAGCAUUUAAAAUAGCUUGGGAUGCUGCUUGCCAAAUUGAAUCUGCUAUUUUUCUUGUUCCUAAGCAUUACUCGUUUAUGAUACAAUCAACGAUUUUCACCGGUCCAUGUAAAAAUGGAUUAAUAUUUCAGAUCGAAGGAAGUCUAAUGGCACCGGAUGGACCUGAUUCGUGGCCUAAAACAUUCAGUAAACGACAAUGGCUCGUCUUCUACAGAAUCAAUGGAAUGUUAAUGCAAGGUGGUGGACUUAUAGAUGGGAGAGGAGAAAACUGGUGGAAUCUUCCCUGCAAACCUCACAAAGGAAUAAAUGGAACAACCCUGUCUGGCCCUUGUGACAGUCCAGUUGCUAUAAGGUUCUUUAUGAGCUCCAAUUUGACAGUACAAGGGCUUAAAAUCAAGAACAGUCCCCAAUUCCAUUUCCGGUUCGAUAGCUGCCACGCUGUGCACAUCGAUUCGCUCUACAUAAAGUCGCCGUCUGGAAGUCCCAACACUGAUGGAAUUCACAUAGAGAACACCAAUGAUGUAAAGAUAUAUAAUUCAAUUAUUUCCAAUGGUGAUGACUGUGUAUCCAUUGGAGCUGGUUCUUAUAAUGUAGAUAUAAGGAAUAUAAAGUGUGGUCCUAGUCAUGGGAUAAGCAUUGGCAGCCUAGGCAUUCGCAACUCACGUGCAUGUGUUUCAAACAUAACGGUGACAGACUCCGUUAUCAAGCAUUCUGAUAAUGGUGUCCGAAUUAAAACAUGGCAAGGUGGAUUCGGAGCUGUAUCUAAAGUCACCUUCGAAAACAUUCACAUGGACACCGUUAGAAACCCCAUCAUCAUAGAUCAGUACUAUUGCAACACUAAAAGCUGCACUAAUCAAACAUCAGCAGUGUACAUUUCCGACAUAACUUACACGAAUAUUAAGGGAACUUAUGAUGUAAGAAGCCCUCCAAUGCAUUUAGGUUGUAGUGAUGCAGUUCCAUGUACUAACAUCACUCUUUCAGAAGUGGAAUUGCUUCCUGCUUCAGGACAGAAAAUUUUGGAUCCAUUUUGCUGGAAUGCAUAUGGAGUUCUCAUGACAGUUACAAUUCCUCCAGUUUUCUGCUUGUUGGAGGGAUUUCCAGAAUCAUUACCAACAAAUGAUAUUGAUCAAUGUUGA
Fraxinus pennsylvanica is the source of this 1368-nucleotide messenger RNA. The record is from the annotation of a GenBank genome assembly. Lineage: Eukaryota; Viridiplantae; Streptophyta; Magnoliopsida; Lamiales; Oleaceae.